Nicrophorus vespilloides is the source of this 1601-nucleotide messenger RNA. Its product is annotated as EF-hand domain-containing family member B-like. Lineage: Eukaryota; Metazoa; Arthropoda; Insecta; Coleoptera; Silphidae. The coding region runs from base 33 to 1601 and encodes 522 amino acids. The record is from RefSeq and is a predicted model, not a curated record. The transcript has 9 exons.
AUUUAAUCGGGUGACGUUUUAUUUCACGAAUUAUGGCUUACCUUGGAAAAUUUAAAGAUAGAACACCAAUAAUAUGUCCGGCCGGAGUGCCGUGCAAAGUCGAUGGAUCGAUGCGCGAAUGCUUGCGCAAUUAUCCGACAGAUGACGCUAUCGUUGCGGUUCUCAAUCAGGCGGGGCUUAAACGGGUGGAGCCGGAGCCGAGACAUCAACGAAUGGAAAAUGUGCGACAUCGCGGCGCGUAUCAAUUGACACGCCCCAUUUUGAAUCCGCCAGAUGAGACACGAUAUCAGACGCUGGUGAGAGAUCUCCGAGAAACGGUACUUGCCGAUUACUGGAACAAAGAGCUAGGAAGAGGACGCGAUCCAACCGGGGGAUUACCCAAAGGCAUGGACCCUGGAAACACCACUUUUGGAGAUAAAAUCCUACAUGAUGUUACCAUGAAGGAGUUGAUCAAUCCGCCGAAAUCAACCUACGAAAUACAAUUCGAAACAAAUGAGUUUCACAACAUGUACAAGAAGUCUCACAACGAUUACUACCCAGGCGAAAAGAUUAAUCGCAAUUACGUCAAAGAAUCGUACGAUCCGACUCGUCGUUACGGUAUGAAAACCAGGUUCGAUCCGCGUGGAAUUUACGCCAAAUGUGCCUUGACCAGUCUCAAUUCUGAGCCGAUAGUCGCUGUUAACCGGGUACAUGCGGAUACAGUGGAACGCACCAAAUUUCAACUGGGCAAAUGUUUGAUGCCUAUUGGAAACUCAAAAGUCGUGCCCCAGAAUUUCACCUACGGUAAGAAGUACAAUCUUCCUUUUCAUUGCGUCGAAGAGCUGAUGAAACCCGAUCUGGAACCGUCUUUGUUGAAGAGGGAUCUUCGAAAAUGGAUGCACCAUUUGAACCGAGUUCGAUGCUUCCUGAGGAAACAUCCCACUGAUUUGAAGGACAUCAUUGAGUUGUGCAGGUCGUUUGAUGAAGAGCAAAAUGGUUGGCUGGAUUUCGCUCUUGUUUACGAUAUAUUGAAGAGGAACCAGAUCGUAGUCGAAGCGUCUCUACUUUUACCGCUGCUCGAGCUCUUCGGGUUACAUAAGGAGGGAAUGGUGGAGUUUACUGCUCUCAUCAAUUUCCUGGAUCCGCAGGAAGAAUUGCCUAAUUUCGGAACAUUUGAUGAUGGUGUCAGCGUCAAUUCGCAUUAUUUGACGACAAAUCAAGCUGCUGUUUUGGACUGCUGGAAGAUGGAUAACACCAAUGAAAGAAUAGCAGGAGUACCAUCCAGGAGACUGGACAUGGAUGUCGUUGCUCUUCAUCCAUCGCAAAGUAGAUUUGAGGAAUGCAAUUUGUCCUACGAGAGCAACGCUGAAACCUUGCUCAAUCCCAGCAUCUUCUCCAAUUACCAGUUGACUCACAGAGAUUUUUUUCUGCCUAGGGAACCACAGUAUCUUCAAAAACUGUUUGAAAUCGCCGGCUAUCAAUUUCCGAAUGACACCUUUCAAAAACUGUGGGAUCUCGGCGUGGUCCACGACAAGACUGGAAAAGUCUGCAUAGACACCUUCAGGAAUCUUCUCAAACGCACAGCUCCCAUUGACAUUGUUGACCGACCUCUCGGAGAAUAG